AAAGGAAGUAACUAUUCAAUAUCUAAUAUAAUGAAAAAAGCUAAUUAUUUUAAGUUUAAACAUAUAGACACAAAUUUAUCAUUAAAAGAAAGUGGGUCAGAGAUGCUUCAUCACUUUUAUAAGACAAUUCAAAAUCAAUUAUCGAUAUAUAUAAUUAACUUGAAUGAAGAAUUUUAUUUAGCGUAAUAAAUAAAUAUAUAAAUAAAUAAUUGUACAUAUUUUACGCAUAUUUGUACAGUUGCUAUAAACAUUUGUGCAAUUUUUUUUCGAAUUUUAAAAGUAGGUAUUAUCCGUCAUGCGAUACUAUAUCUUGCUGACGUUAAAUACUUCAAAGUAAUAUUUACUCUACUACAACUAAAUGAACAAAUAAAGAAAAAAAAGUAUAAAAGAACCGAUAAAAUAAAAUAAAAAGAUCGGAUUGUAUAACGUUUUUAUUUUGUUACAUCGUAAAAAGUUAAGGAAGUCUUCCGAAGUGAUAAAAUAUCCAGAUAUUGCCAUUUUAAAAAAGAUUUAAGGGUGAAAUUAUUUUCAAAAUCUGGUUAGCGACACAAAAUAUGGCAUCACUUAGACAUGUGACCAAGAUGGAAUCACACCCCCAUGCAACGAAUGCGUUUUUGAAACUUUACAUAGGUACUUUAUUUCAAUUUCUCUCAUUCGCUAGGUAACAUAUGCAUUUCACUCCCAAGGUCUUUCAACAUCAUCAAGGCUGCAUGUUGCUUGCACAAUAUCGUAUAAUGCUCUCUAAAAAUCAUUUUAGUUUAAAAAAACUAUUUUCGUGAAAUUUGAAAAAUAAUAUUUUUAUGUUUUGAUAGUUUAUGUAUAAAAUGAGGCAAGUUAAAAAUAUGAUUCAUUAACAUAAGUCUCAUUCAUGCACGACACCAUUCGCGCCUGCUGACAUAAAUUAGCAUUUUUUCAGACUGUCUUGUUAUGAACGAAAGUUUUUUACGUUUGUUGAAUUUGCUCAUUUCAAUGUGACAACAUUUUCUGAAACUCUUUGAUGUGAUUCAAGAUUGAAAAUAUUAACUUUAAUAUUAACUCAUUUGCAUUACACAAUAAAUAUGUUUAGUUGACUGCAUGCUUGCACGCAGACUCGUUCAUUACAGAUGAAGCUUAGAUGACAGCAUAUGUUUUACGAACAGAUGUUUUUAAAAUUAUCGAACAUCUCUUUUUCAAUAAAUAAGUUGUUCUAAACUUUUUUAUUGCAUGCAUAAUAUCUACAUACGUUUAUAAAUAUAAAGAAAUUAGUUUUAACAAUUUUAGAUUAACGUAUUUAAUAUUCAAAUUGUUUAAACGUAACUUACUACUUGUGUUAUAAGCAUACUAUUCUUGAGUUGUGUUAUUUUUUACUGCUAUAAGUGUGAUCAACAAAACAUGAAAUUGAAAAUGAAAUCAACAAAAACGGCAUCGGCUAAUGUGUUAUUCAUCAUUGGCGCACUGUGCUGCUUGUGGGCGAUGUUGCUGCUCGAGGAAUGUGGCUGCCACCAGGUUCAUUAUGCACACGAUGAGAAGGACGAUCGACACGCCGAUGGUAACGACACUGCCGACAGCAAGAAAAGCCUUCACGAUCCAAAAAUUGCCAGCAAAGAACACAUAACAGAACAUCUAGAGGAAGAAGCACAUAUGAACUUUACUGACAUGACAGCUGAUGAAUUGGAAUUCUACUACUUCAAGCUUCACGACUUAGACAACAACACGAAACUGGAUGGACUUGAAAUAUACAAGGCCCUCGUUCACUCCAUACCUGAGGCAGACUUCGAAAAAUACUCACGUGAAUAUCUGAAGAAGUUGAAAACUACCAAAAACUUGAGCGACGAACAGCUGGUCGAAGCGAAGUCAGACAUGAAAACGAAAUAUUACUCCAACAUAGUUGACAACAUAUUAGACACUGAUGACGUCAACUUUGACGGUUACAUAACCUAUCCGGAGUUCGUAACAGGAAGGAAGGCGUACGAACAGGAAAAGGAAGUGCCCACGAAAGGCGUACCAAAGACUUAAAAUAUGAUUUUUCAAUUUGUUUUUGUAAUCAUGUAUUUUCCAUUAACUAUUAAAUUUUAUAAAAAAAUUUUAAAUUGCAUUCAAUAAACAUGAUGAAAUUUUGUUGAAUUUAAUUACCUAGGUACUCUGGCAUUGGUGGGGUAUUUAAGGUUUUAUUAUUUUAACAAAAUGAAAUGAAAUAACAUUUCUCGUACAAAUACGGGUUAAUGUACGACAUAGAAAACCUUAUGAAAGUGAAAUAGUAAGCGAUAUUCAUACGUUAAUUCUCCUAAGGAAUAAGUAUUCAUAAUUUUUUUAAGGUUUUGUUGAUGAAAUGUAACUUGCUUAUGAUUUAAUUAUUGUCUUGUUUUUCAUAAAAUACACACAUAUGCAAAACAUACGCGCGCACACAUACAUACAAACACACACAUACAUACAUACGCUCACACACGUUAUUAAUUAUAUUUACUAAUCCAUUCCAUUCGGUCCUAUACAACAAACUGAUUGAUUUAAAGUACUUGCAUAAUUAUCUUCAUCAUUAUUUAAUUAUGCCAUUUUUUGAGACAUUUACUUUACUUAAUAUUAAACUGCAUUAUUUCUAUGUGGCUUCUUCAACAUGUUAAUAUUUUAUGUUUUCAAAUUAUCAAAUGCAUUGUCACGCACACGAUUAUUUAAUUAUUUAAUAAAUUGAUUGAUCGAUUAAUUAAUCAAUCAAUUGAAUUUUUUAAAUAUUUAUAAAUGAUUCCAAUUUAAAUUGACAUAAAA
This is a messenger RNA of Helobdella robusta, 2739 nucleotides long. RefSeq lists its product as hypothetical. The record is from RefSeq and is a predicted model, not a curated record. The transcript has 4 exons. Lineage: Eukaryota; Metazoa; Annelida; Clitellata; Rhynchobdellida; Glossiphoniidae. Bases 1372 to 1995 code for a protein of 207 amino acids.